GACUUUAUAAAUUCAUAACACUUUGAGUCCUUCUGUCAAGAUUCCGUCUGUUUGACCGUUUGGGCUAGGGGUAAGACCGUCCUUUUGCUCUAUUUCCCUUCUAAAAACCCCAAAUUAACUAUUAAAGCCCUAAUUCACUCCCGCCAAAACAAGAAGACAGUUGAGUGUGCGACAGAGAAACCAAAAGCGAUGGACUUCACAUGGCGUCUUCGUCCUCAAGGUGAAUACUACGAUCCUGAAGAUAUAUAUGGGGAUGAACCUAGAGUAUUUUCUGUAAAGAUUAACCAUGGAGGUGAGUUUACUGAUUAUCCAGGAAGGGAGUAUGUCAACGGUAAGGUUAGUUACAUUGACUGGGUUGAGUUUGAUAAGUUUAGUGUUGAUGUUCUUCGUGAAAUGCUGAAAGAUAUAGGUUACUCUGUAGAUGAUGUGUUCAAUUUUUUUGUUAAGGAUCCUAAUGUCUGUUUGGAUUUUGGUCUUAGACACUUUACUGAUGAUGAUGAGUUAGAUUAUGUGUAUGACCAACUUAGAAAAGGAUGCAAGUUAGUAGAUUUGUAUGUUGAAAUAGGAGAAUCUAGAAUCAAGGAUUCAACUGUAAUGAGCUUGGCUUUACUAGAUAAUGUGGGUGAAGAUAAUGUGGUUGAGGAUGAGUCAGAAAGUAGCGAGGCAGUUUCUGAGGGUGAGUCAGAAAGUAGUGAUAAAGAGAACAGUGAUGAAGAAGAUCCAGAUUACACAUUUGGUCAGGAACCAGAUAAUCCAGUGUUUGAUUAUGAAGUAGAUAUGAGUCAGUUCAAGGCAUGUGUUGACUUUGAUCCUGAUGAAGUCAAUGAGACAAUUAGGGAUGCUAGAAAUGAGAAUACUGAAGAAGAACUUAGGCAGGAAGAUAUAACUUGUGAUCAUGAGGAUUUUAGUGAUAAAGAUGAUAACUGUACACUGCUGGAGAAGGUUGCCAAGAAGGUAAGGAAGAAAAGAAAAAUUACAGGUAAUGUUAGUGACUCAUACCUCCCAUUUUCAAUUGGUCAAUUAAUACCAGAUAAAAAACAAUUGAAUGACAUGGUUAAGACAUAUGCUGUUAAGAGUAGAAGGCAGAUUUACAUAUUAAAAAAUGAUAAGUUGAGGUUCAGAGUUAUUUGUCUUGGGACUAAUCCUACUUUGGGUUCUACUGAGGGGCAGAAUAGUAAAUUUAGAGGGGUAGGGUUAAAACAAGAUAAAAGGCACUUGAAGCCCACUUGUCCUUGGGCGGUUCAGAUCUCCAGGAGAACUGAAAAGGAAUCUUGGUGUGUGAAAACCAUUACCUCACAACAUCAUUGCCUCCAAACAAGAGAAGUGGGCCUGUACACCAUGUCUCAGAUAGCUAAGGAGAUCCAACCCAUGAUCGAGUCAAACCCUGACAUGCCUUUGCCAGCCAUACAGGAUAUGCUUGUGAAGAACCAUCAGUUGAAUGUUUCAAUCCAGAAAGUGUUUAGGGCAAGGGCCAGGGUGGGGAGAAUGUGGAGAAUGUUGUACAUGCACCAAGUGAGAAUGUGGAGAAUGUUGUACAAGCACCAAGUGAGAAUCAAGUUGCAGGUGGAGAAAACAAAACCAGGAAGAAGUGUGGCAAGUGUGGAAGCCUGGGUCACAACAGUAGGACUUGCAAGGGCCUGGGAGGGGAGAAUGUUCAAGAAUCUCAAUCUGUAUCACAAGAUUAUGCAAUUUAUGUAUGCAGUUGAUGUUCAACUGCAGUUUGUGUAG
Messenger RNA from Helianthus annuus (common sunflower), 1728 nucleotides. RefSeq lists its product as uncharacterized. Lineage: Eukaryota; Viridiplantae; Streptophyta; Magnoliopsida; Asterales; Asteraceae. The record is from RefSeq and is a predicted model, not a curated record. The transcript is spliced from 3 exons. Bases 190 to 1728 code for a protein of 512 amino acids.